Brassica napus (rape) is the source of this 3543-nucleotide messenger RNA. Its product is annotated as mitogen-activated protein kinase-binding protein 1. The transcript is spliced from 19 exons. Gene Ontology annotation, biological process: regulation of mitotic cell cycle; mitotic spindle organization. Lineage: Eukaryota; Viridiplantae; Streptophyta; Magnoliopsida; Brassicales; Brassicaceae. Gene Ontology annotation, cellular component: mitotic spindle. The record is from RefSeq and is a predicted model, not a curated record. Gene Ontology annotation, molecular function: protein binding.
UAAUUUUAUAACGGAAGAUAUUUUUAAAUUUCGAAAGAAAAAAAAUCAAUUACAAAUUGUUUUCCCUCCUAUGGUAACGACGAUCCCAAUCAAAUCGAAAAAAUCUGAAAUCCCUAGGAUCAUCAUCUCUCUCUCCCUCUCGCUAGGAUUUGUAAUUCACUAAUCAGAAUGAAGCUGAGCCAGACACUGAAGAAGCCUUGUUCAUCAGCUAAGCUGAUUCUGCAAGAGAUAAUCGGUUUAACCACGAAGAACGCCAACGGUUUAGCCUCGGCGUCCUGCAGCUCGAAGUGUGUCUACUUGGCGGGAUGCGUUGUGGUUGUCUACGACGUCGACGCGUGCACUCAAUCGCACCUCGUCGUAUCUCACCGUGUGCCUAAGACUCUGAGCUGUGUGGCGGUUUCGCACAACGGCCGGUUCGUAGCUGCUGGAGAGUCUUCGAAUCUCUCUUCGGUAUUGAUAUGGGACUGUGAGAGUUUGGGGCUUGUGGCUGAGCUGAAAGGUCAUCUUUAUGGAGCUCAGUGUCUCUCCUUUUCACCAAAUGGGGAAUAUUUGGUGAGUGUUGGAGGAUAUGUAUAUCUUUGGGACUGGCGUAAAAGUGUCUUGCUGGCGAAGGUCAAAGCGAGUUCUACUUCUUGCUCUGAUAUUACCUCUGUGGCAUUCUCAUCCAAUGGGAAGUUUGUUGUUACUUCCGGGAACAAGCAUUUGAAGUACUGGAGAGUUGGUUCUUUCCAGAGGAAACGUUCUAACAAAGUAGGAUCUUUGGCACUUCAUGGGAAGCCGAGUGAUAGUGGGUUUCAGAAAGAGAACUCGUUUGUGUCAGUGGUAUCAGCUAAUAGAGUGAAAUCUUGUGGAAGUGACGAACGAGGUGAAGAAGUUAUGUCAAUAUACGCUCUUACAGAUGCAGGUGUUCUGAUGCUCAUGAGUUGUGAUAUGUUGAUCAAGAAAUCAGUGAAUCUGAAGGUUGAAAAAUGUUUUGCUCUAUCUGCAUCCAGUAAAUUGAUAGCAUGCGCUUGCAGCGAGGGAGCGAUCCAGCUAUUUACUCCUGAAACUUUAGAAUAUGCUGCCACAAUACACUUUUCAGAUGCUAGAAAGAGCGACACUGGAAAUCAUUCUCAUUCAGAAGAACUAAAAAAUACAGAAUCUCAGCCUGUUAGCUAUCCGGACGCAGUUGCUUGCCAGUUUUCGACCACAGAUAAGCUCGUUGUUAUCUAUGGGGAUCAUAGUCUCUAUGUUUGGGAUGUGAAUGACGUGAACAAGUUCGUUACCUGUUAAAGCUUUAAACACAACCGCCGCAUAUGGUGAAUUUUUUUUCCUUAUUCUAGCCUCUCUUGUGGAAAUCUGCACAGUCCAACAUCUGCAUGUGUAGCUAGAGGAUGCUCUGAAGGGGUUUCCUUCACUACAUGUUCUGAAGAUGUAACCAUAAGGUUGUGGGAUCUUGAUCUUCAAAUGGACCCGUUAGAAGCCAAUGCAGGCAGCAAGGCCUCGGAAUCUGAAUCACAAGGGACUAUGCAUUUAGCUAGUGCUGGAAUUUUUGAACGAGAGCUUGUUGAGACAUGUGGUACUACGUAUGGUUUCCGAGCACUAGCAGUAAGUGAAGAUGGAAAGUACUUAGCAGCUGGUGACUGUGGAGGGAACCUUCAUAUAUAUGAUUUGCAAGAAUCAGAAUAUACAUGUUUUACGGAUGCUCAUGAAUCAGAAAUUCAGUCACUGAGCUUUAGCUUUCCUGGACUGAAAGAUGUUAAUUGUGAAAAUGCCUCAAGCAGCGAGUUCUUGCUUGCUUCUGGUGGAAAGGGCGGAGCGAUCCACGUUUAUGAUGUCAAAAGGAACUUUGAUCCCGUUGGGAGUGUUAGUGUUUCAGCCGCUGUGAAAUCUGUUAAAUUCGCAUGUAACGGCCGGAAAAUUUUAACUUCUGGUGCAGAUAGGUUGCAUUUGUUUGACGUUGUCAGAAAAGAAAGUAAUGUGCAUAUUUCACCUUCUAAAUCUCAAACUCCCUCUCAUGGAACCAUCCAUGAUAUGGCUGUAGAUCCAACAUCAGGACUUGUUGUCACAGUGGGACAGGAUAAGAAGAUAAACAUAUUCGAUAUAGAAAGCGGAAAAAUUGUCAGAUCAUUCAAGCAAAACAGAGACCAUGGAGAUCCCAUAAAGGUCAUUUUGGACCCUAGCUGCAGCUACUUGGCAUGCUCCUACUCUGACAGGACAAUCUGCCUUUUGGACUUUGUCACAGGAGAGUUGGUUGCUCAGGCCACAGGACAUGGUGAAGCCGUGACUGGUGUUAUUUUCCUUCCUGAUUGCAAACAUAUCAUUUCAGUAGCAGGUGACGGCUGUAUUUUUGUUUGGAAACUGCCCUUGCAAAUGGUUACUCGUAUGACACGGGCAGUAAAUGAAAAUGGCAGCUUAGAUCCUGUAACUAUGGCCCAGCCGGUAAAGUUUAUGCAGAUUGUGGGUUAUGUGGAGGAAGACGAUCAAAAUGCAGAUCAAAUUCAGCAACUCUCUCCAUGGACAUCUUCAUUUAAGUUCAGUGUCUCUAGACUUCCUAAGUGGGCUCAAACUAAAGUUGAAACAUAUGGUAUUGCUACCGCUUGUAAGGAUUCUGUUUCAAACCAGAAACAUGAAGAUAAAGCUCUAGUGAAUGUUGUUAACAUUGCUGAAGACUGCUCUUCUACGAAUCUUGAAUGCCAAACUCCCAAGCAAGGUUCAAGAACCGGAAAGUUAUGCCUUGGAAGCUUGUCCAAAAGCUCUAGCGACAGUGAAACUUCAGUGCCUCAAGGAGAUGCUCCUAGCCAUAGGAAGGAAACGCGCUGGAACACUAUCUACAACGUGUGUUUGGAUCUUUUAAAUUCUCCGAACAUCCAAACAUCUUCCAUUAAACAACAGAAACCAGAAAAAUUCUGCACCAAAGGCUCUGCCGAGCAGGGGGACAUGCUCAAACAGUUCGACAACAGUUUGUCAAUGAUAGAAGAGGUGGAGGCCGAGAAAACAUCGCAGCAAAGAAGAUAUUCUACUCAAUUUGUUCUUAGAAAGGACUACAUUGGUGGAACCAGACAAUUUCUGCGUACACCCUCCCAGAAAUCAGGGUACAAGAUUUUGAGAUCGAUCCGAGAACAUCUUCCUCUUGAUACGGUGAAUGAUCAGUCUUCACAGAGCUCAGAAGACCAUCCUGAACAGGACAAGGCCUCUUCAGAAGUAUUCCAUGAAACGGUUGCUGAUGAUUCACUUCAAGAAAGAAUAACUUCUUGCCGUCAGGCAUUGAACAGCCUGAAAGCUGCUGCGUCAGUUUUGGUCCAGUCAAUGUCGGAAUUAUCUACAGCUUCUCCCAGAGAUCGAAUCUCAGGUGAACUCAGAGACCAGUUGUUUGAUGAAGCAGCUUUGAUGAUGCCAGAAAUGUCUCAGAAAGUUAAUGAAAUUGUUGCCAAGAUGAUGCUUGAGCACAAAAAUACAAAACAAAGUGAUGGAUAAAAUGUCUCCUAUUAGUUCAAUAUCAUUAGUGGAAACAUUGUAUACUUUAGCACUGUACAGUUAUGCAUCUUACAAAUUGAAUAAUAA